This is a messenger RNA of Paramecium pentaurelia, 666 nucleotides long. The record is from the annotation of a GenBank genome assembly. NCBI's taxonomy places the organism in Eukaryota, Ciliophora, Oligohymenophorea, Peniculida, Parameciidae.
AUGAUGGAAUAGGAAAUUUUUAAAUUAAUUCAAAUUCCAAUCCCAAUAUCCAAUCAAACUCUUUUACUUGAUACUAAUUAUAUUCUAGAUUAAUAAUAGAAGGUGAUUUUAUUGAACAUAAAAACAGGAUAAAAGUGGGAAAUUGAUUAUUAGAUCAGAUUAGAUUAAAUAACUGGAAUAUCAAAAUAUAGGGAGAACACUUAUUAUUUGGUUGAAUAGUUUUAGAAUGCUGCUCAAAUUUAUAGAAUGAUUAUAACAAGUAAAUAAGUUAUGGUCAAGUUAAUGUAUAAGACUGAAAUGUAGCGAUUUUGUUAUCAAUUGAAUGAUCUAAAAGAUAGAAGAAUGUAAUAGCAUAAAGCUAGAAUUAAAUCAGGAUACUUUAAAUAUUCAGAAGUGUAUGUUUCAUUAUAUAAAUGUGGAUUACUUCCAGCAAUGUAAAAUUUGACAAAAUGUAAGAAUUAAGAUUCUGGUUUUGUGAAUGAUUAUUUUAUUAAAGCAACUAAGGAUAUAGUUGAGAUAUCAAAAGAGAAUUCAGUAUUAAGUCUUUAUGAGUUAGAUGAAUAAGAUGAAGAUAAAGUGUUAUAAAGAAUCUAGUUGCCAAAUUAAUGUAAUUAAGUAAGAAAUGGGUUGUUAAAAGUUGGGGAAUAACUAUUUCAAUUAUAAUGA